CGUAAGCAUGGGAAACGAUAAUUCAGAGGCGAUUGUCAAAAACUUUGAAAACAUGCUGUCCAAGGAACCAAAUAUGUCUCCAGCUGUCACGGCGUUGCGUGUACUUCUGGAAUUCUUGGAGAAAGACACUUCGAAGACCAUCAACGGUUUGAUCGAGGAGUUGAAAUCUGCCGCUGACGCUAUGGUAGCAGCGAAACAAGCUGUCAUCUGCGUUCGUUCUGCCUGCGAACUUUUCCUUCGCUUCGUGACUUUGAUCAAACUGGACGACGACAUCGACGAAUGCAAGAAGCUCAUGUCCACACGGGGACGGACCUACCUGGAAAAAAUCGACGCUGCCCGACCCAAAAUCGCGCGUCUCGUAGUGCCUUUCAUCCUCGACCGAUCCACCAUACUGACACACUCGACGUCGCGCGUCGUCAGGGAUACUCUCUUAGAAGCCGCGAAAGGAAGCAAACAUUUUCACGUUUACAUCACCAAAUCCGCACCGGAUGACAGCGGCAAGCAUCUAUACGAUGUCCUCGAGAAGAACGGUAUAAGUUGCACGCUGAUCGUGGACGCUGCAGUGGGGUACAUCAUGGAAAAGGUUGACGUGGUUCUCGUCGGAGCAGAAGGCGUCGUUGAAAGUGGCGGAGUCAUCAACAAGAUUGGGACCUACACGUUGGCCAUGUGCGCCAAGGAGAAAAACAAGCCGCUGUACGUGCUUGCGGAGAGCUUCAAGUUUGUCCGCAUGUACCCUUUGAAUCAGAGGGACCUCGCGGGCAGCUUGCGCCAGACGGAGGAAUCUACCGCGAUGGUGGAUUACACUCCGCCGGCGUAUGUGACUUUGCUGUUCACGGAUUUAGGUAUUCUAACACCUUCCGCCGUGAGCGACGAGCUCAUCAAGCUGUAUGUGUGAAAUAAACGCUUUUCGCA
Molecule: messenger RNA, 912 nt
Organism: Ornithodoros turicata
Lineage: Eukaryota; Metazoa; Arthropoda; Arachnida; Ixodida; Argasidae
Product: translation initiation factor eIF2B subunit alpha-like
Exons: 1
Coding region: 8-895 (295 amino acids)
Biological process (GO): translational initiation
Cellular component (GO): eukaryotic translation initiation factor 2B complex
Molecular function (GO): translation initiation factor activity; guanyl-nucleotide exchange factor activity
Source: RefSeq, a predicted model, not a curated record